GCCACUAUACUAGUUAUUUCUCUCAUGGCUGUGAUCUAACAGUUGGCAGAGAUCCAGUUAUAGGAGGCAAAGUUUAUUUAACAUCAGAUUUAUAGAAAUAUAAGUCAACAUACUGAGAAGAACUAAUGGCAUGGACUUCAGCAGUGUUGUACAGUUGAUUUUACAGCAUUUGUAAUCUCAAUACUCUUCUGACAGGUCUAAUGCUACUUGAACUCAUUGGCACAAGAAAACUUUCUGUACAGAACACCAUUAGCACACAUACUAAUGUCAACAAUGAAUAAAUUGGACCUCAUGAAACUGAGAAGCAUCUAUCUGCACAGCAAAGGACACCAUCAUUCAGGCAAAGUGGCAGCCUACAGAAUGGGAUAAGCUUUUUACCAACUACAUACCUCUAGCUGAAAAGGAUGCUUCUGCCAAAAAGCAUUUAGUUCCUGUCUCCUCACGCCUUAUAUACCUUUCUUCAAACAACUAUCACUUCCUGGGAUUAAAGGCGUGUGCUUCCCAGUACUGGAAUUAAAGAAUCUGUCAAGUCCCCAUCCCAAGAUGUCCUCGGAAGAAAUGAAAAACCUCCACCUGGACGAACGGUACCUGCAGCCAGAAACCAAAGAAGUGAAUGGGAUCCUCAUGUCCAAGAUGAUAAGUGAUAAUUGGGACAAAAUCUGGAACUUCCAAGCAAAGCCUGACGACCUCCUCAUUGCGACCUAUGCAAAGGCAGGUACCACCUGGACACAGGAAAUUGUGGACAUGAUCCAAAAUGAUGGGGAUGUGCAAAAGUGCCAGCGGGCCAACACCUUUGACCGCCACCCUUUCCUCGAGUGGACUUUGCCUCCACCCCUCAACUCGGGUCUGGAUCUGGCUAACAAAAUGCCUUCCCCUCGAACCCUGAAGACUCAUCUGCCUGUUCAGAUGCUGCCACCUUCCUUCUGGAAAGAAAACUCAAAGAUUAUCUAUGUGGCCAGAAAUGCCAAGGACUGCCUGGUAUCUUACUACCAUUUCUCAAGAAUGAAUAGAAUGCUGCCUGACCCUGGGACAUGGGAAGAAUAUGUUGAAACAUUCAAAGCUGGAAACGUGUUGUGGGGCUCCUGGUAUGACCAUGUAAAGGGAUGGUGGGAUGUGAAAGACCAACACCGCAUUCUCUACCUCUUCUAUGAAGACAUGAAAGAGGACCCAAAGAGGGAAAUUGAGAAGAUAGUAAAAUUCCUUGAAAAAGACAUAUCAGAGGAAGUUCUAAAUAAAAUCAUCCAUCAUACCUCCUUUGAUGUAAUGAAGAAAAACCCAAUGGCCAACUAUACCACUCUACCCACCAGCAUCAUGGACCACUCAAUCUCUCCUUUCAUGAGGAAAGGGAUGCCUGGAGACUGGAAGAACUACUUUACUGUGGCACAAAGUGAGGAUUUUGAUGAAGACUACCGGAAGAAGAUGGCAGGGAGCACUAUUACUUUCCGCACAGAGAUCUGAGAGCAAUGGAGUUGGGGGAGGGGACUAGAUUUUCUGACUAUUUUUUUUUAGCCAUUUUAAGCCUCAUGUUAAAAUAUAUUUAACACCUGUUCCUGAGCUGUUGCCCAAUUCUGUAGGUCCUAUCAUACUAUGUCAUCAAAAUGUAGCCAAACCCUGUAUAGAACAAUUUCUGUUACAGCAUGUGAUUAUUCUUAGUGACACCUACCACACAACCAUGUACUUUAAUGUUCUUAGGCAAAACUCAUGAAUAGACAUACAUGAGAACAGGAUUUCAACAUAUGAGAGUAAAUCAGAAAAGCAAAGAGAGUAAGAAGUAAGCACUGAGCAUAAACGGAAGGAUAGUAGUUUUCUUAACAACUGUCUUUGUCUGUCGUACAACACUGUAACAAGACACCUAGUUAGUUUAUAAAGA
Messenger RNA from Peromyscus maniculatus bairdii (prairie deer mouse), 1870 nucleotides. RefSeq names its product sulfotransferase 1C1. The record is from RefSeq and is a predicted model, not a curated record. Gene Ontology annotation, molecular function: sulfotransferase activity. Lineage: Eukaryota; Metazoa; Chordata; Mammalia; Rodentia; Cricetidae.